CGUGCGCGGCUCGGCCGCAGCGGAGCGCGGGGCUCCGGCGGGCACUGCGCUGCCCCCUCCCCGCAUCCCCCCUUCCGACCCCCCCGCCGGGCUGGAUAUGUGGAUGCUCACGUGAAGAUGGAUGUAGCGAUCGGGCUGCUGGGGCUGCUGACGGUUCUGCUGGAGGGCAGCUCCGGGCAAGGGGUGUAUGCUCCCCCCACCGUGAGGAUCGUGCACUCGGGCCUGGCAUGCAACAUCGAGGAGGAGCGCUACUCUGAGAGGGUAUACACCAUCCGUGAGGGCGAGACGCUGGAGCUGACCUGCCUGGUCACCGGCCAUCCUCGGCCACAGAUCAGGUGGACCAAAACAGCAGGAAGUGCCUCUGACAGAUUUCAAGAUUCAAGCGUCUUCAAUGAAACUCUGAGGAUAUCCAAUAUCCAGCGACACCAAGGAGGACGCUAUUACUGCAAGGCUGAGAACGGCUUGGGCUCACCAGCUAUAAAGUCCAUAAGAGUGGACGUGUACUAUUUGGAUGAUCCAGUAGUAACAGUCCACCAGAGCAUUGGGGAAGCAAAAGAACAGUUUUACUAUGAGAGAACAGUGUUUCUCAGGUGUGUUGCCAACUCCAAUCCACCCGUUCGGUACAGCUGGCGACGUGGCCAAGAGGUACUGCUGCAAGGGUCUGAUAAAGGAGUGGAGAUCUAUGAGCCCUUCUUUACCCAGGGAGAAACAAAGAUCCUGAAGCUGAAGAACCUACGACCUCAGGACUACGCGAAUUACAGCUGCAUCGCCUCAGUGAGGAAUGUCUGCAGCAUCCCUGACAAGAUGGUGUCCUUCCGACUUUCUAAUAAAACAGCAUCACCUUCUAUUAAGCUUCUUGUGGAUGACCCAAUAGUGGUGAACCCUGGAGAAGCAAUCACCUUAGUCUGUGUGACGACAGGAGGGGAGCCAGCCCCCAGCCUGACAUGGGUUAGGUCUGCCGGCAUCCUGCCCGAGAAGACCGUGCUGAAUGGUGGGACUUUAACAAUACCUGCCAUCAUGUCAGAAGAUGCUGGCACGUACAGUUGCAUCGCCAAUAACAAUGUUGGAAAUCCUGCAAAAAAGUCCACCAAUAUCAUCGUAAGAGCCUUAAAAAAAGGACGUUUUUGGAUUACCCCUGACCCAUAUCACAAAGAUGACAACAUCCAGAUUGGGCGAGAGGUGAAAAUUUCCUGCCAGGUGGAAGCCAUCCCAUCUGAAGAACUUACAUUCAGCUGGUUUAAGAAUGGACGUCCCUUGAGGAGCUCUGAAAGGAUGGUUAUUACACAGACUGACCCUGAUGUUUCACCAGGCACCACAAACCUGGACAUUAUUGACUUGAAAUUCACUGACUUUGGGACAUACACGUGUGUUGCGUCUCUGAAAGGAGGUGGCAUAUCAGAUAUCAGCAUUGAUGUCAACAUCUCCAGCAGUACAGUCCCACCCAAUUUGACUGUUCCUCAAGAAAAGUCACCCCUGGUCACCCGGGAAGGGGACACGAUCGAGCUGCAGUGCCAGGUGACAGGGAAGCCCAAGCCCAUCAUUCUCUGGUCCCGAGCAGACAAGGAAGUUGUGAUGCCGGAUGGAGCAAUGCAAACAGAGAGCUACGAUGGGAUCCUGAGGAUAGUGAACGUGUCCAGGGAAAUGACAGGAACCUACAGGUGCCAGACCAGCCAGUAUAAUGGGUUUAAUGUGAAGCCCAGAGAAGCUUUGGUACAGCUCAUUGUACAGUACCCUCCCGCCGUGGAGCCUACCUUCCUGGAGAUUCGGCAAGGCCAAGGCCGGAGCAUCACCAUGAGCUGCCGGGUUCUGAGGGCAUAUCCCACCCGGGUCCUCACCUAUGAGUGGCGCCUGGGCAGCAAGCUGCUGCGCACUGGCCAAUUCGACAUGCAGGACUCCACCGAGUACACUGUCAGCAGCCUCUCCCGUGACAGCUACGGCAUCUACAACUGCAACAUCAUCAAUGAAGCGGGUGCUGGCAGAUGCAGCUUCCUCGUGACAGGCAAAGCCUACGCUCCUGAGUUCUACUAUGACACCUACAACCCACUGUGGCAGAACAGACCCCGCGUGUAUUCCUACAGCCUGCAGUGGACACAGAUGAACCCCAAUGCUGUGGACCGCAUCCUUGCCUAUCGCUUAGGAAUUAGGCAGGCUGGACAACAGCGUUGGUGGGAACAGGAAAUUACAGUGAAUGGAAAUAUUCAAAAGGGAGAAUUAAUUACCUACAACCUAACCGAGCUGAUCAAGCCAGAGGCUUAUGAAGUCCGUCUAACACCCAUCACCAGAUUUGGUGAAGGGGACUCAACUAUUCGGGUCAUCAAAUAUAGUGCUCCAGUAAAUCCACAUUUACGAGAGUUCCACUGCGGGUUUGAGGAUGGUAACAUUUGCCUUUUCACUCAAGAUGACACAGACAAUUUUGACUGGACAAAACAAAGCACUGCCACUAGAGACACAAAAUAUACUCCGAACACUGGGCCAAAUGCAGAUCGGACUGGCUCCAAGGAAGGUUUCUACAUGUACAUUGAGACAUCACGCCCCAGGCUGGAAGGAGAAAAGGCCAGACUUGUUAGUCCUGUUUUCAGUGUCGCUCCAAAAAAUCCUUAUGGAGCUACGAACACAGCCUAUUGUUUUAGCUUCUACUAUCACAUGUAUGGACAGCACAUAGGAAGCUUGAAUGUUUACCUGAGGUUGAAAGGCCAGACCGCGAUAGAGAACCCGUUGUGGUCUUCAAGUGGAAAUAAGGGACAGCACUGGAACCAAGCUCGCGUUAAUAUAAACCCCCCAACUUCAUUUCAGCUCAUAUUUGAAGGGAUCCGGGGCCCUGGCAUCGAAGGUGAUAUUGCUAUUGAUGAUGUAUCAAUUGUGGAAGGAGAGUGUAUGAAAUCAGACCAACCAGCCAACAGCUGAAGGGAUGCGCUUCACCACCAGUAAGGAAGAAAGAGGAACACUGCAACAACCAUGACUGUAAAUUCUUGAAUGCGUUGUGAUAGAUAUGACCACAAAAGAGGUUGAAGAAACAUGUUACUGCAAGAAUUAGCAGCCUCAGCACCUUCUCAGGAAAGAUCAGAUGUGUUUCUACUUGCACACUACUAAUGGCAAAGGGAAAAAAAUCCGUGUCUGUGUGUGUAAAUACUAUAUAAAUAACUGUAAUUGUAUGUAUUUAAUGUAUAUAUAAUGAUUAUUACAUUUUAAUGAUCUGAAGUAUUGUAUAUAGCCAAAACUUGGUCUCUUAUUUUACUAGCACACCCACUGUAGAUUUAUUUUUUGUCAUUGUUGUUAAUGUAUCUGGUUAUAAUACGAACUGGUCUCACUUUUACCUCAAAGGGUAUAUGUUCUUUAUGUACAUUUUAUAAAAAAAAAAAGAAAAAAAAAUCACUCAGUAUUUUUGGUUACCUUUUCAGUUGCCAGCUGUAUUUUCAGUCUUUUCAGCUGCAUGCUGCCCUUGCUUCUGACCCCAGAUCCACUGCAGGGAAGAGUGGAGUUGGGAGGGACUGGGUUUGAUGGGCAAUAUUUCUAGCAAUAUUUCAAUGUAUCCCUGCCUUCCUGAGAGAUGUCAGAAAGGAGGACUGUCUCUCUCCAUCCCAGCCCUCCACCUCUUGCUAGGUGUUGAAGGGUUUUGACUAGACCACAAAAAGGCCAUGCCACCAUCUUCUCUACUGGGCCUUUCCUUGCCUUGCAUGAUGCCAGCAGAGUAACAGGGUUUUACGCAGCCAUACAGACAGUUGAGGGCUGAAGUCCAUUUCUUUGAAUUUCCGUAAUGCCCGCACAAUCCCUGGGAAGAAACCUGCAUAAAGAUGUAUGCACCAUGGCAGACAAGGCUACUUCAAGAGCACUCUUUCCCAAGCCAGCCAUGUGGGUAUUGAUGUGAUGGGCACACAGAGCUAUCCAAUAUAUCUCUGCCUUUGUGUAAUGGUGUGGAGUAGCACAGCAUCUCCAGAUCCAAUUUGGACUUUACUGCAUGAAGAGUCUGGAUUUGUCAAGGUCAGUGGUUACAUGGUCCAAUGUGGAGGUUGUCCUGGACUUCAUCAGUCAUGGGGUUGAUGCCCAUUCUCUGCUGAAGGCAUGCCCUGGGUAUUUCUUCUUGUCCAGUUCUUCUGUUGAGACUGCAGUUUGGUGCCCGGAGCUAUCUCAAGAUCUAUGCACAUAUAGCACAGUCAGGCACACUUUUAAUCAGGGGGUUUCCAGUGUACAGUAACAUGAAGACUUAGAAGUUAUUUCCUCUGAAGUAUUGUAUUUGCUCAUUUAAGAACACAAAGGCUCCAGGUUUUCAUGGGCUAGCUACUAUAUAUUUUGAAAAGGCCUCAGAUCAUUAAAAUUCUCUGGUGUUUGUUGUCUGAUGCAAAUGAAGAGUAAAGUGCUGUGCUCUGAUUUGGCAUGUUGCAUGUCCAUGCCACACUGCUGGGAAAAUGAAAGCAAACCAGCAUUCAAGAAGGAGCCCUCAUUUGUGGUUCCUGCUCUGGCUGUCUUUUGUUGGUCUGUGUGGAGAUAAACUUCUUUACAACCUUUCAGAAUUAAAAGUCUGGGUUUAUCGUAGGUGAAAUGAGACUACAAUCUACAUAAAUGAAAGCAUAUUUUGUUUCUUGUUGCAUUUUGCAAAUGCUGAUGUUUCUUUGCCCUUUUCAGUUACACUGAUGCCUCCAUCAUUUUCUUGAUUAAAUUUGUGACUGUCAGCUGUCAGCUUGUUCAAAUUAGAUAAAAGUCAGCAUUUCCAGGCAAGUCUUUCUCUGCAGUGGCCUCCACCACAGACAUUGACAAACAGCAUCACAAUGAAAUUCACAGCUUAAAAAAAAGAAACAUACUGGUCUCUUAUUUUUCAGCUUAAAAAGUUUCACUGUCCCUUUUGAUCUCACAGCUUGAAACCAUUCUACAUUCCCUCAUUCUGUCCUUGGAUAUUCAGUAUUCAAACUAUGGGCUGAAGCACUUUAUUCCUUCCAGAUGCAUUGGUCUGCUUCCCUUUCCCUUCAUGGUAAUUAUGUCUUAGCUGCACAUUGGGCCAAGAAGAGAUCCAAGGGCACAUACUUUUGAGUACGAACACGGAUAGUAUUAUAUAUAUUACACUUAGAAGUAUCAUAUAUAUUGUAUUUACAUGAAAGCUGAUUAAGCUAUCUGCUUUCAAAUGGAGGUGCUCUGCAUCAUUGCCUUCAUUUGCCAUCCUGUGUCCCAUCUGCUUCAGGGACCAAGAGCUGAACCCCACUGUCUGCACCCCACCCAAUUCCGUAAAGAUUUUUGGAGGUUAGUAGACUGACACAAGCAUCUGUACAAAAAUGUUUUAUAUUGGUAUUGUUUACCAAAAAAAAUAAAUCAGGUUUUUGAUAGAUUUUAUCUGAGUUUGGUUUGUGGAAACUUUUCAUCUGUGCGAACAGGACCAUUCCAGAGCAAAAUUAGCCAGAAUGAAGUGGCAAGCCUAGUCUGUAAGAUAGACUGCAUGCAUAGGUCAAUGCUUACUCCUAAUCAGCUGCUUAUUUUUGUGGAGUUGAUGUGUUAGUGCUCUGGAUGUGAGUAGCACAGCAUGUCGAGCUGCCAGGACUGGCAGAUCUGUCUCCCUAGGGAAUGCUUGUUAUUCUUGUUUGGAGGUUUUUUGGCACGUUGCUUUUAGUUUUUUUAAAAAGAGAAGAACAGGGGUGUAUUAGCAAGGAUUAAAGUAUUACUGUAGUGGCUCUAGGCCUUUCACAAUCCCCAUUAUUUGCUGUAAUCCCACCAGAACAGAAUGCUUUUCUUAUAUUCCUUAAUUAUGCUGUAAAAAUUAAUGAAAAAAUAGCUAUAAAGAAUAACAUUCUGAUGAGGCAUGUGAAUCCCAAUUUAUAGUGGGAGUAGCAAAAAUUUGUUUUUCUGCAGUAUUCAGUAGUACUUGACAUUUUCAGCCUAACUCCUCAGGGACAAGGCUUACACAAUCCUUCUGUGAGUGAUUUAUUGUGUCUCUGUCCUUUCCCAUUAAUAAGUUCUGAAAUUUUUGUCCCCUUUCAAAUGGGUUUGAAGGGCAGUUGAGAUCACAAUAACAAUUUGUUUAUUUAAAGUUGGGGAUUUUCUUCAGGAAAUCACCCACCAGGACCUGAAGAGGUUAGAAACCUCUUCAGGUGCUUUCCUCAGACUGAUGAACAUUUGUUAACUGACAGGGUUUCCUACACUGUAUGUCCACGUCAUUCUUCCUCUGGUUAUUAUCAUCUCUGCCAACUCUCCUUCAAUGUUAUUCUUCCCCUUCCCUUGUGAAACAUCACUGAUGCUCUCUUGCACCUUCAUUUCAUUAGCCUUGGAGAGACCUUUCCAAGGAGUUAAUAAUGUCCUUAGACUCACUUUUCCUUACAGAAAGUGAUAAAUAAGACAAAUCCUGUUUUGCUUUAAAGGACAAAAUGUUCAAAAACUUACCAAUAAAUUCUCUUCAUUGUUAAUAGGUGGUAAUUGCAUCCUGUGUAAAGGCACUGGGAGAGACUGAGGCUUAAAUAGCCUCUAAACCUCUUUUUAAUUGUCAUUAUGGGUCUGGCUGCUCAUUCAGGAGGAGGCUUCUCAGUGCAAGUUCCAUUCCCUGCUGGGUUUGAACACAGACAAAUACUAAUGUGAAUUUAAUGCAGGGGAGAUUGACCACUUGAAAGAAAAGGAAGUAUUUGAUUUGAUAAAAAAAAAAAUAAAA
This is a messenger RNA of Neopsephotus bourkii (Bourke's parrot), 6622 nucleotides long. RefSeq names its product MAM domain containing glycosylphosphatidylinositol anchor 2 (gene MDGA2). The transcript has 17 exons. Lineage: Eukaryota; Metazoa; Chordata; Aves; Psittaciformes; Psittacidae. The record is from RefSeq and is a predicted model, not a curated record. Gene Ontology annotation, cellular component: plasma membrane; neuronal cell body; axon. Bases 118 to 2904 code for a protein of 928 amino acids. Gene Ontology annotation, biological process: synapse organization; homophilic cell-cell adhesion. Gene Ontology annotation, molecular function: protein binding; axon guidance receptor activity.